Molecule: messenger RNA, 1620 nt
Organism: Peronospora matthiolae
Lineage: Eukaryota; Oomycota; Peronosporomycetes; Peronosporales; Peronosporaceae
Source: the annotation of a GenBank genome assembly
AUGGAGAAGGCUCGUAGCAUGCUACACUACCAGGGUGUUAGUAUGGAAAGGUGGGCAGAGGCUGUGAGCACAGCAGCAUGCUUGAUCAACCGUUUUACUAACACAGCAUGCUCAAACUCGACUCCAUUUCAGUUGGCCUACGAUAAGAAGCCUCGUCUGGACCAUUUGCGCGUAUUUGGGUUGCAAAAGUACGCCCACAUUGAAGAUGUGAAGCGGAAAAAGCUCGAUUCCAAGAGCUUUUGCUGUAUGAUUCUAGGGUAUGCUGAAAAUGUUAAGGGAUAUCGUCUCUAUGGCUUGGACAAUCUUAAGAUCAAGACAUCACGUUCUGUCAACCUGGACGAGCGUGAGGUUGCCGGUAUAUACGACACGCGGUCGCCGCAGCUUGAAACAAUCGUCCGUGUGCCCGCUGAACAUGAUGAUGAAAAUCUCUCACCUGUGGAGAUAGAGCAAUUAACGGACGAGCCCAUGGAAGUCGAUGAAGACCCUGGGCUGGAUGUAAAGAUUGAUGGGUUGGAUGAGAUGGAACAUGAGCAGAAGGUCAAUUAUCCUCGACUCCGGUCAUCAGGACCUACACCAGUUGAGCAUGAACUGACCGAAUGUUCUCCUUCGCAGCCAGUUUUCGAAGAAGACCGGUUGGUGUUUCACCCUGAGACAACAUUCUCAAGGCGAUCCUGGGAGCCAGCAUUGCUACUCGAGGACGAGAAAUAUGAUGACGAAACACAUCAGUCAGAAUGGAGUGAUGGACCACCAUCACCAAAGCGUGCCAGAAUCGACGAUGAAGGGUUGCUGGCUGAGGAAGUAUUCACAUAUGCUGCAAAUUUUGACGGCAUUCCAGACACACCAAACACGUAUGCAGAAUCCACUGCUAGUGGUGAAGCAGAUAGAUGGAGUAAGGCUAUUGAUGCAGAGCUUCAUUCUCAUGCCCAAAAUCACACGUGGACCCUCAUUCCACGUAAAACGAACAUCCGGUCGAUUGGGUGCCGUUGGGAUUUCGCUAAGAAGCGGGAUGAGAGCGGUCAAGUGAUUAGAUACAAGGCUAGACUGGUGGCUCAAGGGUUUAAGCAAGAGUUUGGGGUCGACUUCUUCGAAACAAACUCGCCAAUGGCCAACAUGAACUCAAUUCGAGUUGUGCUUGCUGUGUGUGCGGAACAUGCCUACAUGAUAGAGCACCUGGACGCUGAUACAGAGUUUCUGAACAGUACGUAUGUGGAAAGCGUCUACAUGGAAGCUCCAUGUGGUGCGAAGAACGCUAAGGGCAUGAUAUGCAAGCUGAACAAAGCUAUCUAUGGGCGGAAACAGGCAGAAAGCGCUUGGAACAAAGCAAUUUGUAAUGUGUUCCUGCUUGACGACUUCAAAAGCUGCGGUGCCAAUCAAUGCAUUUACGUAAAGCGUGCUCGAAAUGGCUUCGUUUAUGUGUGCCUUUACGUAGACGACAUGAUUAUUGCGGCAAAACAAGCGUUGAGUUUGAAAAGACAAGAAGACGCUCAAAAACGCGUUCAGGAUGAAGGAGCUGGGUGCAGCAAAGUUCAUUCUGGGUACGGAGAUCAAUCACGACAUAAACGCCGGUGCGCUCAUGAUAAGGCAAACUCGGUACAUAGACGACGUGGUGAAACGUUUUAA